AUGGAACAGCUGGACGAGAUCAAUCCCUCCAGCUAUCGGCAACUUUAUCAAGCUAACAAAUCGGGACCUUUUUGUCAACGGCUUAACGGGAUCCAUCCCAUCCAGCAUUGGCAGCUUAACAGCGCUCUCAUACUUAAACUUUCAGGAAAGCAACUUGACCGGGUCUAUUCCAUCAAGCAUUGGCAGCUUGAGGAAGCGUGUAGCCCUCUCAGUCUCCCACCGUAUUACUCGGUUCCUCCUGGUUCUUGA
Messenger RNA from Closterium sp. Yama58-4, 249 nucleotides. The record is from the annotation of a GenBank genome assembly. NCBI's taxonomy places the organism in Eukaryota, Viridiplantae, Streptophyta, Zygnematophyceae, Desmidiales, Closteriaceae.